UGGUUCAAGUUCAGUUUAGUUCAGGUUUAGAUUCUGUUACUGGUUUUGUUUACCGUAGUGUAAAGGUUAUGUUUAUGUACAGUAUUUUUUCCGAGUAUUUUGCAAUUACAGUAGGCCUAUUUUAUUAAAGUAAAAAUGUCAGGACAUGGACACAGUCAUGGUGGAUGUGAUGGAGAUCAUGAUCACGAUGAUACACCUGAAAUGGGACUUCAAUACAGUUUAUUCACUAAAAUUGACAUGGAAAAUGUAGAGUGUCUAAAUGAAGCUGUUAAUAAUUCAGGAAAAGACGUAUUCAAACCUUGGGAAGAUAGAUUAAAUAUCGAAAAGUUUGUGGAAAGUGAUGCUGACGAGGAACUCUUAUUCAAUAUCCCUUUUACCGGAAAUGUUAAGCUGAAAGGUUUAAUCAUCCUGGGAGGUGAAGGUGAAACACACCCUUCCAGAAUGAGGCUAUACAAAAAACCCGCCCCAAAAUGACGUUCGAUGACACAUCAGUCCCUGCAGAUCAAGAGUUUGAACUUCACCCUGACACCAAUGGCACUUUGGAGUACUCAACA
This is a messenger RNA of Homalodisca vitripennis (glassy-winged sharpshooter), 554 nucleotides long. RefSeq names its product PITH domain-containing protein GA19395. The record is from RefSeq and is a predicted model, not a curated record. NCBI's taxonomy places the organism in Eukaryota, Metazoa, Arthropoda, Insecta, Hemiptera, Cicadellidae. Gene Ontology annotation, cellular component: nucleus. Bases 136 to 474 code for a protein of 112 amino acids. The transcript has 4 exons.